AUGGAGCAGUUUUUCACGAACGACAGAGUGAAUACUGAGAAUAUAACAACGCGUAUUGGGCGACUGGAGAGGAAUUUUCGUGAACUGAACGAUGAAUUGAAGAAAAUCAGUAAUACUGAAUUGCCGGAGUUAUUACUGACCAGUCGAAUUAUGUCAACUCUUCCAUCAGAGUAUUUUGAAUUCAAGAGUGUUUGGGAAUCCAUUCCAGUGGCUGAUCGUACAGUGAACAAAUUAACUGAGAGAUUACGACUGAUUGAAAUGAGAUUACCCACAAAAAGUAAUGAAACCGAGGCUUUGAUGGCUAAAGCUGGGAACAAGAAGAAAACUGAGAAGUUUGAUAAGAAGUCCCUGAAAUGCUACAAAUGUCACGAAGUUGGACAUUUCACAAGAGAAUGUCCAGAGAAAAAAGCCGAGAAUACAAAAUCCACACAAGACAAAAAAAAAAUUCACACAAGGACAGGAAAAGAGAAGGUGAAGCCUUCGUGUCUACAGCAGGAAAGUUACCAAGAGAGAACGAAUGGUUUGCUGACUCAGGAGCAUCAGCACACAUGA
Diachasma alloeum is the source of this 552-nucleotide messenger RNA. RefSeq lists its product as uncharacterized. The record is from RefSeq and is a predicted model, not a curated record. Bases 1 to 552 code for a protein of 183 amino acids. Lineage: Eukaryota; Metazoa; Arthropoda; Insecta; Hymenoptera; Braconidae. Gene Ontology annotation, molecular function: zinc ion binding; nucleic acid binding. The transcript has a single exon.